AUAAUAAACAGACGGUAUGUAUGUAAAGAUAAAUAUAUUAUAUUACUAUUACGUGUGUUCCAAGCCAAAGCCAAGUCCGUCCCACAUCCCUCUCUCCCUGCCUCCGAAACCACUCGAAAGUGCAAGAAUUUCUGGGACGACGCGACGCUGUUAAGCCCGAAAUAUUGUUAUCUGAAAGAAAAGGGUUUAAAAAAAGAAAAAAAAAAAACAGAAGCUAUUGGGCCGUUGAUUUAAGUACGUGAGUAGGUUGAUUUGAGUGUAUUUUGGUUCUGUGGGUAUUGUGGUUUACAGCCGUUGAGGUGGGAGUGAAUGGGUGGUGGAGUGUGUUAGGAUUAUUGGGUGAGCCGUCGGUGGAUGAGUUUAAUCGGAGAAAAAUGCGCAAGUCUUUCAAGGAUUCCCUUAAGGCCCUCGAAGCUGAUAUUCAGUUUGCCAAUACCCUAAAGAAGUAACUCAAUUCAUCAGGUAUAUUUGGCAGGUUUUGCUAGAAAUGAUGGCUUUUAACAGUUAAAGUAUGUCAUGUUGAUGCAGGGCUUCUGAUUAUCCAAUGGAAUACGAUGGCACAUGCCUUCAGAUGAGAUUAUCCUACUGUCCUGCUGCUCAUUUCUUCCUCUUUCUUGUUCAGUGGACUGAUUGUCACCUUGCUGGUGCCUUGGGAUUGCUUAGAGUUCUCAUAUACAAGGUAUAUGAAGAUGGGAAGACCACCAUGUAUAUUCAUGAGAGGAAAGCCACUCUAAAAGAGUUCUAUGGUGUAAUAUUUCCCUCUUUAAUGCAACUUCAAAGAGGAAUCACUGAUGUGGAAGACAGGAAGCAGAGAGAAAUUUGUGCUGCCAAAUACAAGAGAAAAGAUGAGACGGACAAAGGAAAGCUCUCUGAAAUUGAUUUAGAGAGAGAAGAAGAAUGUGGAAUUUGUAUGGAGAUGAACGGCAAGGUUGUAUUGCCUAUUUGCAACCAUUCGAUGUGUAUGAAGUGCUACCGAAAUUGGCGUGUACGAUCUCAGUCAUGCCCCUUUUGCCGGGAUAGUCUCAAAAGAGUCGACACAGAUGACCUUUGGAUCUACAUCAGUAACAAUGAAAUUGUCGACUUGUUCACUAUCUCCAGGGAGAACGUGAAGAGACUUUUUAUGUACAUCGACAAGUUGCCUGUCAUUGUUCUGGAGCCCAGAUUUGAUUCAUAUGACCCUUAUCACCGUUAACAGACUAGAUACUGGGGCUGGGGAAAAAACUUGUACAUAACAUUUUGUGACUUGUACAUAAUUCUUGUCUCCCGCAAGAUGGCUGAUAAGGUAAAUUGCUUUCAGCAUACCUCGAAAGUAUAUUUGAUUUUUUUUCUUUUGUUGAUAUACAUUAUAUUUUAUAGUUUGCCGUACAUUAUAGAAAAGGUUGACCUAGCUCAAA
Messenger RNA from Carya illinoinensis, 1394 nucleotides. Its product is annotated as E3 ubiquitin-protein ligase AIRP2-like. Gene Ontology annotation, molecular function: ubiquitin protein ligase activity. Lineage: Eukaryota; Viridiplantae; Streptophyta; Magnoliopsida; Fagales; Juglandaceae. Gene Ontology annotation, cellular component: cytosol. Gene Ontology annotation, biological process: protein ubiquitination. The record is from RefSeq and is a predicted model, not a curated record. The coding region runs from base 545 to 1192 and encodes 215 amino acids. The transcript has 5 exons.